Messenger RNA from Oncorhynchus kisutch (coho salmon), 9545 nucleotides. Its product is annotated as solute carrier family 22 member 23-like. The record is from RefSeq and is a predicted model, not a curated record. Bases 29 to 3130 code for a protein of 1033 amino acids. The transcript is spliced from 10 exons. Gene Ontology annotation, molecular function: transmembrane transporter activity. Lineage: Eukaryota; Metazoa; Chordata; Actinopteri; Salmoniformes; Salmonidae. Gene Ontology annotation, biological process: transmembrane transport. Gene Ontology annotation, cellular component: membrane.
CCAACCCGGCUGCGCUACAGACGCAUCCAUGAGCGAAACCGCGAUGGCCGUGGUGCAGCUCGAGACGGAGGACCAUCAACCGGAGAACGGCUUCGUGUCCCCCGAAACAGAGUCGCCGGGAUUGCUCACACGCAUCGACGAUUGUGUCUUGCCUUUUCUUGGGGGAUUUGGGAAGUAUCAGAGACAGCUAAUCGUGCUGACGUGGAUUCCGGCGUUAUUUAUUGGAUUCAGCCAGUACUCUGAUGAAUUCCUUCUUGCCCAACCGAACAAUACAUGUGUUCCUCCAACUGCAAAUACGACUAAUUUUACUAUAAUUCCUUCCUCUUUAUUUCAUGGUCCAAAUAAUAGUUUCCCACGAACAGCAGCGUACGUGUAUUACAAUGGCACCCACAAUAAUACAGCCAGGCAUCUGCAACAUUGUAUGUGCAAGGAGUGGACGUUUGAGCUGCAUACGGGACUAAUGCAGAAUGUGGUUACUAAGUGGAGUCUGGUGUGUGACUCGGCGUGGAAGGUCCACAUCGCUAAGUUCUCUCUGCUGGUGGGAUCCAUAUUUGGAUACCUGGUCUUUGGGGUCCUGGCAGACUGGUUUGGUCGCCACCCAGUCCUAAUAAUCUCGGUCCUGUUCAUGCUGGUGUUCGGUCUGACCGUGGCCUUCUCGGUCAACGUUCCCAUGUUCAGCACCCUGCGCUUCUUCGAGGGCUUCUGCUUGGCAGGCAUCGCCCUCUCCCUCUACAUCCUCAGGAUUGAGCUGUGCCUACCAGCCUGGCGUUUCUCCAUGACCAUGGUUGCCAGCUUCGUGGUGCUGGGCGGGCAGCUCCUGAUGCCAGGGAUGGCAUACGUCUGUCGAGACUGGCAGGUUCUGCAGGCUGUCAUCAUCUGCCCGCUUCUCCUCAUGCUGGCUUAUAUCUGGAUCUUCCCCGAGUCUCUGCGGUGGCUGCUGGCCACUCAACAGUACGGCCGCUCCAAGUGGAUCAUGGGACACAUCAUCAAGAAGAACCAGGUCAACCCCGAGCUGGACACUGACCACAUCCUUACAGAGCUGCAGAACGCUCUUCACAAGAAACCCAAAAAGACCUGUAUCGUAAAGAUGGUGGGGACAAGGAACCUGUGGAAAAACAUUGUGGUCCUCUGUGUGAACUCACUGACUGGCUAUGGCAUCCACCACUGCUUUGCCCGCAGUAUGAUGGACCACCACGAGACCCACGAGUCCACCAUGUUCCACAACUUCUACGCUGACUACUACACCAUGGCGGGCAUCGCCGUGGCUUCAUGCAUGGCACUGUGCCCGGCGGUGGGCCUGAUGGGGAGGAGGGGAGGCCUGCUCAUGUUCAUGAUCAUCACUGCGCUGGCAUCAUUGCUGCAGCUUGGCCUGCUCAACUUGCUGGGGAAAUACAGUGUCCAUCUGAAUAUAGAGAGCUCAGAUACACUUAAUAAGAACUUCUCCAUCGCCUUUUCCAUCAUCGGCAUGUUCUCCUCCCACGCUGUCAGCAACCUGAGCAUCUUCUUCUGCGCUGAGAUCACCCCCACCGUCAUCAGGGGUGGUGGUUUGGGCCUGGUACUAGCCAGCGCUGGCUUCGGCAUGCUGACCGCCCCCAUCAUGGAGCUGCACAAUCAGAAGGGCUACUUCCUCCACCACAUCAUCUUCGCCUGCUGCACCCUCAUCUGCAUCAUCUGCAUUCUCCUCCUCCCCGAGACGCGCUACCAGCCCCUGCCCGAGACCCUGGCCGACGGGGAGUGUUACACCCGCCAACCCCUGAUGCCCCCCAAGAAGCCUGGCGAACAGCGCCUCCUCCUGGCCCAGUCAGAGAGCAGCAGGGACUACACCCGGGUCCACGACACACCACUGCACGAGGCGGCCGCCACCACCGUCUUCACCAUGGACUCCACGGCAUCUUCCGCUGUUGACCUCACGGCACCGUCGUUUAUAGUUAUUUUGCCGCCCCCCACUACAGAGUUGACGUCAUUCCAGCCUGAGCCUGAUCCUGAUACUGUGCCCCUGGUUAAGAAAGACCUCAAUGGGAAAUCCGUUACGCCCCCAUCUGGUACUCCCAUGGUGGCCCUAGAUAAGGCAGGCGUUGUACUGCCUAGUAAAGAGCACCUGUUAUCUUCCAAACCUAGAAAUAGUGCUCUCACUCCCUCCAAUUCCCUUCUGAAGUCCACUGAAGAUUCUACUGAUAUACCCCUAAUUGAGAUUCUACUGAUAUACCCCUCAGCCCCCUCCCCUACUAAGGACGUUACCACUGCCACUGAUACAGAAGACCUCCCUACCUCCAUCUUGGUCAACACCAUUCCCCCUGUUAUUGAAACCCAUCCUAUCUCUUCAUUGGACUCAACCACUCCACCAGUACUUGAUUCAUCCUCUACCUCCACAUUGGGCUCUACCCCUCCCCCUGUCAUAAAAAACACCCCUACAUUGGACUCUACCAUUCCCCCUGUCAUAGAAACUCCUUGUACCUUGGGCUCUACCACUCACCCUGUAAUUGUCCCUAUCCCCCCUUCUCCAACACCCUCCCCUACUGUCAUCAAUGACAUUGUUCCCCUUCCCCCCAUGGUCGACUGUACCACUCCUAUUGAUUCUACUGACCCCAUCACCACAGAUUUGAUCAUUCCCAUUCUAAUAGACUCUGUAGAUGACAAACUCCCCCCUCCUCCUACCCAUAAUUCAGACUGUACCAUUCCCCCUGUCACAGACUCUGUCCAUACUCCAGAGUUGGACUCUUCAUGUGUUAAGGAUGUUGUUGUCUCUCCCUCUUCCCCUGUCGUAGCUCAUUCCCCUGUUCAUUACCCCACCCCCCUAUCACCACCACUGCCACCCAUUGACUCAGUUCAUAUCCCAACAACAGUGGACUCUUCCACUCCCCCUGUCAUAGACACUGUUCACCCCCUCACUGUGGACUCUACCACUCUCCCCAUCACAGACAUUGUUCAACCCCUUACAUUGGACUCUACAACUCUGCUUUUCAUAGACUCACUUCUCCCCAACAUAACAGACUCUGAGACCACAGAGGCGGCCCCUGCUUCCACAAUAAUGGACUGCACCAUCUCCUCCCCAAUAGACUCAGGUAUCCUCCCCGUAAUGGAUUGUGCCAUCUCAGAAAACAGCGCUGUCAACGGGGUGGUGUCUUCAUGAUCCAAGGCUCCACCUGUGGAACAAGGAGGUGGGCCCCUCCCUCAUGGAGGAAGAAGCCCUAGUCACCUAUGUCACAUGACGGGGGUCACUAACUGGUCUGUCAGGCCUCAGACAUUUUAGCUGCUCUGUCGGGAGACUGCAAGUGACAAACAGGAGGGUAACAGCUUGAGCUUGGGCCAAGUUUUUUUGUGUCAUACAUCUUACUGGGAACAGCCAGAGAACAGGACAGGGUUGUGGUGACAGUGAUGAGUGGUUAGGGACAGUUCGAAAUUUACUGGGAGGGUAAUGCGUUUUUUCCCCCAGGUUUACAUUCACCCUAUUUGCAGGUUUUACUAUAUGAUUUAUUCCAUCAUCUGCUUGCAUGCACCUCCCCUAUAUCAAGGUGUUUUGGAGGUUCCAUUAUGCACUGCACUUCUCCACAUACUAACUAUACCACAGGACAAUAUAGUCUACCAGUCUAACUGUCUAUCCUGCCCUCUAUCCAUCUUUCAAAGUGACAAUAGUGGUAGGUGGACAGUUUGUCGAGAUCUGCAAUAACUAGCGAUCAUACCACACAUAAUAUCAUUCAAAGCUGCACCAAUAUAAGUGUAGAGACCAGGUGCGUCAUUGCGCAUGAAAGAACAGUGAAGACAUGAGACAAAAAAUCUCCCCUAUACUGUAAAUCUUGUUUUAGGGACUGUACAAUUAUUCUACCUAGUCUAGCCUAGAACACAUUAUUGCUUUCAAGUCAGUACAUUUUACUCUAGGCUGUGAACUGCAGUGAAAAUGUCAUUGAAUAAUAUUUCAUUCCAUUCAUUCCAUUUGGCUCAAUUGUUGGUCUGCUCUAGAACAAGGGUCUCCAACAGGUCCAGUAGAUCGCAGCCCACCUAUGAGUAGCUCGCAACCCACCUAUGAGUAGCUCGCAGCUCACCUAUGAGUAGCUCGCAGCCCACCUAUGAGUAGCUCGCAACCCACCUAUGAGUAGCUCGCAGCCCACCUAUGAGUAGCUCGCAGCCCACCUAUGAGUAGCUCGCAGCUCACCUAUGAGUAGCUCACAGCUCACCUAUGAGUAGCUCGCAACCCACCUAUGAGAAGCUCGCAGCCCACCUAUGAGUAGCUCGCAACCCACCUAUGAGUAGCUCGCAGCCCACCUAUGAGUAGCUCGCAGCCCACCUAUGAGUAGCUCGCAGGCCACCUAUGAGUAGCUCGCAGCCCACCUAUGAGUAGCUCGCCAAAUAAUUCUGAAAGUACAUGCAAUAUUCACAUGGCCCACUGCAAACUGUCAUAAACAAAUCUCUCAAGUAUCAGACACCGCAGCUACCCAGCUACUAUCUAAUAAAUGCACCGUUGGCAUUAUCCCACCCCUGGUUAGCCACUAAAGGCCUAAAAAGCCAAACGUAAAACAAUAUCUGCCAAUUAAUUUUCCAGCAAUAUUGCCCCGGUCUGUCUGUGUGAUGCACGCGUUUGUCUAUCACUUCAUGUGGAGCCAGUUGAUGUGAUAACUGUCUUGUGGGUUUCCCCAAAGCCUUCUCAAUCAGAUGUUGACUGCAAAGUCAUGAGUAAGUAUAUCAUUUGUGUCUAAACUGAACAAAAAUAUAAAUGCAACAUGCAACCAUUUCAAAGAUUUGACUGAGUUUACAGUUCAUAUAAGAAAAUCAGUCAAUUUAAACAAAUUCAUUAGGCCCUAAUCUAUGGAUUUCACAUGAAUGGGAAUACAGAUAUGCAUCUGUUGGUCACAGAUUUAAAAAAAUAUAUAAUAAUUAAAGUAGGGGCGUGUAUCAGAGAACUAGUCAUUAUCUGGUGUGACCACCAUUUGUCUCACACAUCUCCUUCACAUAGAGUUGAUCAGGCUGUUGAUUGUGGCCUGUGGAAUGUUGUCCCACUCCUCUUCAAUGAUUGUGCAAGGUUACUGGAUAUUGCCGGGAACUGUAACACGCUGUCGUACGCUUCGAUCCAGAGAAACCCAAACAUGCUCAGUGAGUGACAUGUCUGAUGAGUAUGCAGGCCAUGGAAGAACUGGGACAUUAUCAGCUUCCAGGAAUUGUGCACAGAUCCUUGCGACACGGGCCAUGCAUUAUCAUGCUGAAACAUGAGGUGAUGGCGGCGGAUGAAUGGCACCACAAUGGGCCUCAGGAUCUCGUCACGGUAUCUCUGUGCAUUUAAAUUGCCAUUGAUAAAAUGCAAUUGUAUUUGUUAUCCGUAGCUUAUGCCUGCCCAUACCAUAACCCACCUUGCCACUCAGUUGUAAGGCCUCUUGGACGUACAGCCAAAUUCUCUAAAAUUAUGUUGGAAGUGGCUUAUGGUAGAGAAAUUAACAUUCAAUUUUCUGGUAACAGGUCUGGUGGAAAUUCCUGCGGUCGGUAUGCCAAUUGCUCGUUCCCUCAAAACUUGAGACAUCUGUGGCAUUGUGUUGUGUGACAAAGCUGCACAUUUUAGAGAGGCCUUUUAUUGUCCCCAGCACAAGGUGCACCUGUGUAAUGAUCUUGCUGUUUAAUCAGCUCCUUGAUAUGCCACACCUGUCAGGUCGAUAGAUUAUCUUUGCAAAUGAGAAAUGCUCACUUACAGGGAAGUAAACAAAUUUGUGCAUAACAUUUUAGAGAAAGCUUUUUUUGUAUGGAAAAUGUCUGGGAUCUUUUAUUUCAGCUCAUGAAAUAUGGAAACCAAAAAAAAUUGCGUUCAUAAACUUCAUAAACUUUGCCAUGAAAUAAGUAGCAGCAGUAGAGAACCAUCGCUAGACCGGCACAUUAGACGGCACAUUCCUCACUUGUGGAAUUAAAGGGCCAGAUGUGGAACUAAAGGGGAAUUACACUCAAAGAUCAAUUUAUUCGUUUUUUCCAGACCUAAAAAAAUAUAUAUAUUCUGAUGUGAUUUUAAGCAUUGGCAUGGAGUCAGAACAUCCAAUUUUGUUGUUUCUUAAUGAACUAUUAUUGUAAUUUUGAGUUUUAAAUUGUUUUAAUCUAAACCCACAAUUUAUUUUUUACUGAGAACUUAAUUUGGGAAAAUAUUCAAUAUAUUUUAGGGGAAUUAUUAAUAUUUUUUUUAAUUAAAAUUAUUUUAUAAGGGCCCCCUUUUUAGAGUUGUUCAUUAACCAUUAUUUUUGCCAGGUAUAUUUACAGAAAAAAAUGAUCUUGUACACUAAGGACCUGGCGAUGAAUUGCAGGGGAGAGGAGAAAAGGAAGAAUGUGCCUAUUUGAAAGUUUGAAAAAAAUGUGUAACUCGAGACACAUUACAUUUUUAAGCUUUUCAUGCUAGCAAAGGUUGGAGACCCCUGGUCUAGAAAUACACAGUAGCAGGCCAUUCUGGCAUUAUUUUAAGUUCUGAUACUGAGAUGCGCUGUCUGUUACGGAUCCUCAUUCUCCUAAGUCGUGAUAUAAUAAUGUGACCACAUAUGCUCCCAACAGGCCCAGUUGUUCAGGAAAGCGUCAUGGGUGCUCUGCCUCCGAGCAGCUAUUCCUCGCGCACCUAGAACCUAACACUUCAAUAUAGCCUAAAUAUUUGUCAUUUAACUUUUGGAUUACCUUUUAUGUGUGGCAUAAACACAACCAGUCACAAUAUUUGAAUCGGAUUAAGCUACUUCAAAAGUCUCCUGUAGGCUACAUGCGUACAUUUGUCCAACAUUUUAUUCAGGCAUUCAAACUGUCCAGAUUGUGGUGUUGAAAACGCAAACCAUGAUGUUGAAGCAGCCAAAGUCCAUAUAAUUUGCUUAUUGGUUGUUGUCCAUUGGCACAGAGACCUGUUGGUGGAAAAUGUGUUGCAUAUAUUUGAUAUAAUUAUAAACCGAGUGGUUGGAGCCCUGAAUGCUGAUUGGCUGAAAGUUGUGGUAUAUCAGACUGUAUACCAUGGGUAUGACAAAAAAAAUAUUUGUACUGUUCUAAUUACGCUGGUAACCAGUUUAUAAUAGCAUUAAGGCACCUCAGGGUUUGUGGUAUAUGGCCAAUAUAUCGUGGCUAAUGGCUGUAUUGAGGCAUUCCGCAUUGCGUUGUGCAUAAGAAUAGCCCUUAGCCGUGGUAUUUUGGCCAUAUACCACACCCCCUCGAGCAUUAUUGCUUAAAUAUGGCAUCAACAUUUUGAAAAUCUGAUUUCCACCUAGCUGAUCAUUGUCUGUAGCUUGCUCUGAUUGUGGUGUAGGUCUAAUGAAACAGGCCCGGGAGCGUUAGCUCUGUCCAUGGUGGUCGGCGAACUCUCAACCUUCUGGCCCGUAGCCCUACGUUGCAUCGACUGUGCCACAAAAGCAUGAUGAAGUGGAAAAGUCACAUUUAUAGACACAGGGUCACUAUAGUUAUUGUUAUUUGUGGUCACAAACAUUAUUUAGAGUUAAUUCUAUGAGGGGGGACGGUGUGCAAUUAUAUUUUACAAUACAAGAGUGUUGUGUGAAAAUAUUUUUUACUUUGAGGAUGGGGGGUGCCAUUUUUUUAGUACACCUCGAAAAUGUUGAACUGUCCCUUACUCAGCCACAGUCUGAAACUGUCAGUAAUUAUGACGUCGUCAGCGUGUGACGUUGUUGUUGUUGGGGAAAUCCUGAAUGUCAUUUUAGACUACCAGACUACCAGCCAAAACUCCAUUUAGAAUCCUUUAUCCCAAAGGUUAGUUGGAGAUUCCAUAAAUACCACAAAAAAAACAUUUGACUCUACAUUUGCCUCAACUGCAGACUUAGAUGUAUGUCCAAUGUGUUUGAUGAUGUACAUUUGCCUUAUCAUGUAGAAAAAUACUUCAAGAAUACAAAGCAGAAUUUUGAAUGUCAACAGUGUCAGAUUUCUCCUAAUUGUUCUUGUUGUCGCUGAAAUUAGUACUCAGAAACCAAUUGGAAUCUGUGUAGGGAAAAGAGCAAUUUGCCAAACAUGAAAAACCAAAAGUAAAUUUUGCUGCCCGAAUGAACUGCCAAUCGAAGGGCAAUAAAGACUUGGAGGUAUUUUGAUGUAUUAAACAAUGAGUUAAAAUCAAAAGUGAAACAUCUCAAGACUCCAGUCCUUGUAAUACAGGCAUGUGUGUAUGAAAGGUUAGAGAGAAGGAGAGAAUGACUUGAACUGAAGAGGCAUGCUCCAAAGUAAAAAAAGACAAUAGACUGUUUAUGUCUGAAAUGACAGUAGAAAAGGAGAGCUUUACCGGUGAUGUGGUUUAAGUGAGUGGUCAGUUGGUCCUGUAGGGCUAUGUUGUGAUUAUUGACGGUGUGGUCCUGAAAGUGAAACAUUUUCGUUUUUUUUUAAACUAUUUCCCUGUUUCAUGGGACUGAAGCGUCAUCUUUUUAUUUUUCCACUCUUUUCAUAAAUGAAAUGAAUUGUACUGUAUGCAAUGGAUCUUGUAAACGUGAUAUUGUAGAUAAAAUUGCAUACUUAAUGUUGUUGUGCUACUGAUGUUGAGCUUGAUUACAAAAAUAAGAAAUAAGAUUUCCACUAUAAUCUCAAGGGGCGUGUCCUUAGUGUAUACAGCUAGCAGGCACUGUCACCAUUAUUUGUGUGAAUGUAAGUGGCACUUUAUCCUUUGCUAUGGGGACAGAGCAUGUAAACAAAAAUGUGAACUUUUCCACGAAACAAAGAAGUGGUGUUCAAAUGUUACCUAAAAAGGAACAAGAGCCAUCGCUCUGAAAUGGACACAUGAAUGACAAAAGUAUUUUGUGAAAUAUAUCUGUCAUUGCCACCAUCUUGUGUGUAUUGUGUAUGUGUCAUUUGCAUAUUUGUUGUAGUAAAAAUAUUUUUUGUGUAUUCCCUAGAAAAAUAUACUUGAAAAUAUUUUCAUUUCACCAAAGUAUGCAUAAAUUAUAUUUUUGUGAUAUUGACUAAAAUUCUGCUACAUUUUGAAAUGUAGGCUUACCCCUACAUUUGUUGGAUUUUUACUUCAAAAUAUUAACAAUCAUUAACAUUAAGUACUUAUUUCAUUGUAAUCAAUACAGACAUGAUAGAGAAAUGCUGUGAUCUCUUGACUGUAAAAAACAACAAACAUCUUUGAUUAUUUUUAUUAAAGUUGUGAUGAGGAGCUUUCUUCUUCUUUUUAAAACCCAAAUGGCUAGUGUCAACAUCAUGCUUUACCAACAUCUGUUAUUGACUGACUGUUGACAAUAGUACAUACCCAACAAACAAAAUGGUGGCUAUCAGUUCACUAAUAAGGCUACUACAUCCAAUUGUGCAGAGAUCUGUGUCAAUUGGCCACUGUUUACAAAUACAACAUCACUAAUUUAUUGUAAAGCUUCUUUUCAAAUCUCAUUGAUUGAUAUCAAAUGCCAUGGAGUCCACAUUCUUAUAUAGUGUGUUUAUUACUAUGUAUUUAACCAGGAAAAUACAAUGGCUUUGGAGGUGUCCAAAGUGUUGUGUAUGAUGCAAUAGCAGCCAAAAUGAUCACUCUACUGUACACUAAUCAUACAGUAGUCAUCGCAACACAUACUGUCAUGUAUUUCUAUGGAUGUAAAAAAUAACUAUGAUAAUACUAAACGUGUAACAACAUA